Molecule: messenger RNA, 4316 nt
Organism: Linum trigynum
Lineage: Eukaryota; Viridiplantae; Streptophyta; Magnoliopsida; Malpighiales; Linaceae
Source: the annotation of a GenBank genome assembly
UAAUAAUAACAAAUAAAAGGUCAUAAACAUACACCAAAGAACACAAGCAGUAUGCAAUAGCAAUAUUUUAAAAUACAUGUCUCAAAUCCCGUCGCGGAGCGCGGGCACCGAAAACUAGUCAUCAUUAUAUUCUUUGCAUUACAUCAGCCUCACUCAAAAGAGAUCAUGAUUUGACGUUGCCGCCAAAAGUAUUUUAAAUUUUUUUCAUCUUCAAAUCUAAGUCCUGCCAUCUUAUUGUAUUUUCAUUUCUUAGGCUUUGACCAUAGAUUUCUAGUGUUUACUUAUUGCACUCUUCGAUCCUCUUUAGGUUGGUGGUCUAUAAGUCCCAUCUGGUUGACGCUUGGUAAGGGGAAGUUACCUUUUGUAAGCUAUAACUAAUGUUGAUCAUAAGAUUGGUGUUAUCUCAUCCAAAGGCGGUAGUUGGUUUCAUUAUGUGCCAAAAAUCUUAUGAUUGUGCACAGGAUUAGUUAUAAUUCCUUAGAUAAUAAGUUAUGGGACAAGGUUAAUUUUUCAUUCAGCCGCAUAUCAAAAUAAUUAUAUGGAUUAAGGAGUAAAAAUAAAUUGGCAUGUGAAAAGAAGAAGUUAUUAGGCUAAUAAUGGGGAUAGAUUAGUGGGAUGUUUUCCUCCUCUACCAUUUUUUUUUCUCCCAUGACGGAGAUCCAUUCAUCAUUAGUUUUCUAUAACAAUUUUGCACUACGUAUCUAGAAGUGUCUCUUUCUCAUUCUGUCCCCCUUUCUCUUUCUUUAUCACCAAACAAAAAGAAAAGAGAAAAGAAGGAAGAAAUUUCAAUUCAAAAUAGGUUGCAACAACAAUGAUGUUCAUCUUCUCAACAUAGUUGGACUUCCUUGUUGUUUUUCGGAUCCCACAAUUUUAUUUUAUCAUUUAGUGGGGGCUUUAAACUUCCUAUUAAGGUAAAUAAUGUAAGGAAUUGAAUAAUUUCUCGUUGACAUUUUGAUAUGCUUUUUGUCUUAAUUUGACGACAUAUGCUUGUUGCAGAUUUAAGUUUUCUACUAGUUUGAAUGGUUCUCUGUGGCAUACCAACUGGAGAUGCUGAGAUCGGAGAUUUUUAUCCGAUUAGGCCUGAAUGCCAAGCUGAUGUUCCCAAGACCCGUUUUAGGCCUCGCGCUGGGAAAACCCUUAGCGCAAGAAGAUGGCAUGCUGCGUUUUCUGAAGAUGGUCAUCUGGAUAUUGCCAAGGUCCUUAGAAGGAUACAACGAGGGGGUGUUCAUCCUGCUAUCAAAGGGUUAGUGUGGGAAUUUUUGUUGGGAUGCUUUGAUCCUAACAGCACAUUUGAGGAUCGAAAUGAAAUUAGGCAACGCAGAAGGGAGCAAUAUAACAAUUGGAAAGCAGAAUGCAAAGAGAUGUGUCCAAUAAUAGGUAGUGGAAGUUUUAUCAAAACUCCGGUUAUUGGGGACGAUGGGCAUCCAAUAACUGACUCUGAUGAGGGAUGGCAUGCAAGUGAUGUUGUUAUUGAUAAGAAAGUUCUUCAAUGGAUGCUAACUUUGCAUCAAAUUGGUUUGGAUGUUGUUCGCACAGAUCAAUCACUUGAGUUUUAUCAGAAUGAAGUUAAUUCUGCCAAGCUUUGGGAUAUACUAGCAGUGUAUUCUUGGGUUGAUAUGGACAUUGGUUACAUGCAAGGUAUGAAUGAUAUUUGCUCUCCAAUGGUAAUUCUUCUUGAAAAUGAUGCGGAUGCCUACUGGUGUUUUGAGCAUGCAAUGCGAAGAUUGAGGGAAAACUUUAGGACGAGCACUACUUCCAUUGGAGUACAAACUCAGUUAAGUACACUCUCUCAAGUAAUCAAAACCGUUGAUCCAAAGCUUCACCAACACCUAGAAGAUUUAGAUGGAGGUGAAUAUUUGUUUGCGUUUCGAAUGCUGAUGGUGCUCUUCAGGAGGGAAUUUUCCUUCGUAGACUCGUUGUAUCUUUGGGAGCUGAUGUGGGCUAUGGAGUACAACCCAAAUAUCUUUACCAUGUAUGAAGAGUCCAAAGAGGCUGAUGAAGAAGAGGAGAAAGAGGUAGCAGCACCUGCAUCAAAUAACAAGCAACAACUACAACAAUAUGGCAAGUUUGAAAGGAAGUAUGUGCAGACUGGCAUUACAGACCAACAUAGCGCACUUUCUAUCUUCCUAGUGGCAAGCAUUCUCGAGGCUAAGAACAAGAAGAUCUUGAAAGAAGCUAAAGGGUUGGAUGAUGUUGUCCAGAUAUUGGGCGAUGCUACAGGAAAUUUGGAUGCUAAGAAGGUAUGUCAAGAGGCCUUGAAGAUACACAAAAAGUACUUGAGCCAGGUAUGCCAUCAAAUGCUUUUAGUUAUCUUAUUUUUCAUGAUGCUUGUCUAAGUGAUUCCAUAUAGCCCUUCAAGUCGUACAUAUUAUGAGAUUUUGAUAGAAGAUCAUUCUAGAUUUGGUAGGCCAAACAAACCACUAGUCUUAAGUCGGACACACAUUAUUCUAUUCACUCACUUGCAAGUACAGAUAAAAUAGUUAAACUAGAAUUGGUACUUAUAUUUGAUAGGCCAAGAAGUGAUAAAAGAUGGAAUAUUACUGCAGAGCACUAGCUAAAACUUUGGAAGGCAAGGAAGUGAAGAUUGGGUACUCCACCAAACGUUACAAAUGGUAUCAUGGUGUUUGCUUUGGAUUUGGAGGAUUCCUCAUAUAAAGCUUUUAGGUAUAAGGGGGAGUGUCAUUUUCCAUCUAUUGGAUGGAGCUAUUACAUUUUAUUUCCACUCAACUAUGUUGCACUUUUUUUAGUAUAUAUGUCAUUUUCCCUGUUGUUGUAACCUAAACAAAGUAAAUACAUGUUGUAUCAAAUUAGAACAAAAAAUCUUGACAAAUUUGCAGCUCUAUUCCUAAUUCUUUGGGGUGGUCAAAACUAAGGGCUCAACCAAUGUUAGGUAUCGUUAUCAAGGCAAUAGUAGCCUCUUGGAAUUCCUCUAGAAUUUGGCCAACUCUUAACCACUAACUAUUAUCUCUUUUGUGACGUAUACAUAAUACUCGUAGUUUCUUGUUAAAAAUAAUCAUGUUGCUUGACCCAAUGGAGCACGAACAAGGCGUGUAUGAAAUUCAAUCACACUAUUAAACCAAAUAUACGACUCAAAUCCAUGUCUAGCCUCCUAGACAAAACUUUCUUGAAACUCAUGCUUCGGCCCAUGUCAUGUCUAUAGCAAUCUUGAAGCUCUUGUAUCAUCUUCGCAUGUUGUCAUCAUGUGUGAACCUUUUAGUGCUCUCGCUUGAUAUUGCGUUUUCCUUACACUUUCAAUCAACAUUUUGUGAUUGCCUUAAGAUUAAAGACAAGCUCAUUGGACUAUUCAAGAUUUGGGCAAAUCAAAAAAUAAACCCCUGUGGGACAUGACAUAAUAAGAAUUCUAUAAACGUGCAUAAAAAAUAAAAAUGGUUGAACAAAAGGAAUAUGAGGUAGCUGAAAAAAGCACAUGAUAAUAAUUUUACAUGGUUCCCUCAUUUGAUUAUGAAUGAGAGUACUCCACAGAAAGUUUGAAGCUCUCAUACUCUUUUCUUAUAUAUUAUUGUGGCAAAAUUGAUGUGUUGAUUGAGAAGUGGUAGAACACCCACCUCAAUCAACAUCAUAGUACACCAUAAGCUUGAAAAAACUAUAAGUAGCACAUAACAAACCACACAUGGGGUCUGUAUAAGAUACAGUAAAAUUUGAUGAGUUGCAUCCAAUUGCGCCUACGUGGAUGCAUAAACUACCUAACUAAUUAAGUUGAUAGAGUAAUUGAUGUAGGGACUUGUGACUGUGAGAUAUAACAAAAGACCCACUAAAUAGUAGAAUGCUGAAGGAUAUUCAACACGAGGAGAAUGUAAACAACCAAGUUGAUGAUUCUGCGUAACUCGGGUGGAGCAGGGGCAAGUACCUUGAAACCUAGAGUCAAUAAAAAUGUCUAAGACAUACUUGUGUUGAUUGAGAACUAGACCAUUGGGUGACUGAGCGACGUCAAUUUCCAAGAGAUAUUUGAGUGACCACAGAUCCUUGAUGGUGAAGCGCUUAUGUAGGAAAACUUUAAAACUCUGAAUGAAAGGAAGGUUGCUGCUUGCUAACACAACGUCAUCAGCAUAAAUUAAGGAGGCAGAAAAAGAGGAUCCAAAAUUGUAAAUGAACAAAGAAUGAUCCGCUCAAUUAUAACAUACCACAAAUACAACAAGAUAUGGGAGAAUCUUAUAUACUAGUUGGGACAAGCCUAUUUGAGCCCAUAAAUCGACUUAUGAAGAGGGCAAAUACAAGUAUCACCUUUCUACAAAAAAACCUUCCAUAAUCUUCAUGUAAUUUUUUUAUGUAAGUCACAAUGAAAAAAGCAUUAUUGA